This is a messenger RNA of Nerophis ophidion (straightnose pipefish), 1408 nucleotides long. RefSeq names its product leucine rich repeat containing 57 (gene lrrc57). Bases 247 to 963 code for a protein of 238 amino acids. Gene Ontology annotation, molecular function: protein binding. NCBI's taxonomy places the organism in Eukaryota, Metazoa, Chordata, Actinopteri, Syngnathiformes, Syngnathidae. The transcript is spliced from 6 exons. The record is from RefSeq and is a predicted model, not a curated record.
GUCAUUGCAAACCAAACGAAGAACUCUCGUCGUGGCGUCACUUCCGGGUAUUUCCAGUCUGCACACAGCGGCUCACUUCUCUGAGCUCUUCUGAAUCUUCUCAGCUUUUCCCCAGGAGCGUCACACGUUUUGUCGGCGCGUUGACAACUGUGGGAUCGCUUAGCAAGGAACCCAGGAUGUCAUAGUCAUGGACUGACAUGAUUGAUUGAUUGAUUGAUUGAUCAGGACUAGGGUUUUGGCGUCCAGAUGGGGAACAGCGCGCUAAAGUCCCACCUGGAGAUGUCCCAGAAGACGGGAGUGUUCCAGCUGACUGGACGAAGCCUUCAGGAGUUUCCUGAGGAGCUUCAACGGCUCACCUCCAACCUGAGAACUCUUGACCUGUCAAACAACAAACUGGAAUCACUUCCCCCUUUCAUAGGAAACUUUGCACAGCUCAGAAGUUUGACACUCAACUCCAACCGACUGGGCGGACUUCCCACCGAGAUUGGAAAUCUGAAGAAACUGGAGACUCUGAGUCUCAGCACCAACCGGAUCCAACAGCUGCCUCCAACCUUGGACCACCUCAAAGCCCUGCGGACCCUCAUUCUGGCAGGGAACCGUAUCUCGGAGUUCCCCAAGGGACUGGGUGGCCUGAGACAGCUAGACCUGUUAGAUUUGUCCCGGAACCAAAUUCAGAGCGUCCCAUCAUACGUGUCGGAGCUGCAGGCCAUUGAAAUCAACCUCAACCAGAAUCAGAUCUCAGUGGUGGCAGAAGAAGUGUCGCGAUGUCCUCGUCUUAAAGUCCUGCGAGUGGAAGAAAACUGUCUGGACUUGUCCUCCAUUCCUUUGUCCAUCCUCAGCCAGUCCCACGUGUCUCUCUUCUCUGUGGAGGGAAACCUCUUUGAGGUCAAGAGUCUGCGGGACCUGGACGGAUACGACAAGUACAUGGAGCGUUUCACCGCCAACAGGAAGAAGUUUGCCUGAAAGCCACUUCCUGCGGACACAAGUGGGCGGGGCCAAUGUUCUCCCAGCAGAAAGGAAACAGUGUCAUCAGCUGACCUGUCAUGGCGGCCCACGUUGCCAUAGCGACGCGCUUGUUGCAGCCAGCAAAAACAGGAAAUGAAGCAAGAAGCUAUUAGACAGUUCAUGUGGAAGAUGAUGUCAUCAUCUGACGCCAAUGACAUGAGAAUGGAAGUAAGCCCCUCCCCUCCCACGUGCUAGCUUUGUCUUCACUGUCAAGCUAGCCACGGUAAUAAAUUAACUUUCAAAAUAAAAGCAUACAUCUGAAGGAAUAAAGUAGUUUAUCUCGGACAUAAAGGUUAUUGCAAGUAUUGUCUAGUUAUUUUGGAUAUGAAUAUUAUAUGCAUGAAGCAAAAGUAUUUUAUUCAAAAUGUGACAAAGUUUGAAUAAACGUCAGUUAUGCUCCAAA